AUGAAGCGCCACGUGCCCAAACAUGCGCUGCCUGAAGAGAUCCAGAAGAUGCCGCCUGAGGAAAAGGUGUGCAAGUACUGUGGGGUGAGCUACCUACUUCUUCACGAGUUCAAGGCCAUGGAAGAGAAGGUGCAGGCCUUGGAGACGGAGCUGGAGCUAUGCCGUGGGAGCAUCACACGUGAGCAUUGUUUGCAGGAGCAGCUACAUGCCCUGAACCGUGACCUGGAGCAGUCCAGGGCUACUGGCAAGGCCCAGGCCAGAAGGAUCCAAGAUACAGACAUGCAGUUAAAAAGUCAACAAGAUGCAUUUCAGAGCCUUCAGGCGGAACUGGGUUACCUGAAGGAGAAGUUCCAGAUAAAGUGUGCUUUGUCCCAAGCCUUCAGCCAGAGACUGGAGGGCCACAUGCGUUUCCUCACGAAGGCCCGCACACUCCUCAUAGCUACCAAGAAGGAGUUGAGCGGGGUCAGAGCUGAUGUGAGCGACGGUCUGCAGGCCUGGAGCCUGCUCAGGACCGAGUUGCUUCUGCAAAUCAAGUCCGGGAGCAGUAGAACCUCCACAGAGGUAGAGCUGCUGCAAAGGAGCCUGGCAGCAGCACAGAAGAGUCGGGCAGGCCUGGAGGAUGAGGUGCAGGGCUUGAGGCAGCAGUGGGAUGAGACCCUUCGGCAGGCCCAGCUGCAGCGGGGAGAUCUUCAGGGCCGAUGCCAGGAUCUGCAGAAGGAAGUGCUGGGUCUGCAGUCCCGAAUAGAGUCACUCAACCAGCAGCUGCAGCAGGCGCUGAGGGAGAAGGACAGCGCUCAGGACAUGCUCAGAGAGAAAUCUAAUGAAGCUGAGGAGUGUGAAAGGCAACUUAGAAAACUGAAGUUUGAGUCCAUCAUCUCUGACUCCCGGCACACGCGAAUUCUUAAAGAGAAGGAAGACUCCUUAAUGACUUGUCAACAAAUGUAUAAAACUUUGCAGGAAGAACUGACCACAAAGGCAAAGCAAGAGGAGCACAGCAAAGCAAGCGCUCGGCUCUCGGAGAAUGAGCUCGAGCUCACGCGGACCCUGCUGCGGCAGAGCAAGGAUGAGGUGGCUGCCCUGACCAGGGAAAGGGAGUCAAUGCUGGUUUUCCACCAGAAAAGCAUUGAGCAGCUGCAAGAGACUCUUCGGCAGAAGGUCCUGAGUGAAGAGAACUGGAGGGAAAAGAUUAAAGCAGAACUGGCGAAGGAGAGAGCUCAGCAUGCAGUGGACUCUGAGGAGCAGGUGCUGCUCUUUAAGGAAGAAGCAAGACUGAAGCUUGAGAUCGAAAAGGAAAAGCACCAAGUUACCAUCCAAAAGUACCAGCAAGAACAGGAAGCACUGCAGGCCAGGGUCUCAGAGAUGGUGGCGGGUACUACACAGGAACUGCGGCUGCAGGUGAGUGCCCUAGAGGGCCAGCUGCAUGCGUCUCAAGCCCACCAUGCAGAGAUGACUCAGUCUAAGGAGCAGGAGAUCCGGAGACUCCAGCUGCUGAUGGCCGAAAUCGAGAGCCGCCUGCAGAAGGAGCUGGACAGCAAGGACACAGCCUCCCAGGCUCUGCAGGAGGAGACUCAGCGCAAAGAGCAAGAGCUGGAGCAGCUGACACUGGCGCACAAGCAGCUCCUGCAGCAGCUCAGCCAGUCCCAGGAGGAGAAUGCAAUGCUGCAGGACACUGUGCGCAGGGAGUGUGAGGAGCGCUUCGAGCUGACCGAGGCCCUGAGCCGGACGAAGGAGCAGCUGCUGGAGCUUCGCUGCCUGGGAGGGGCCAGCAAGGCCCCUCCACCCCGAACCCCAACCCCACAGGGCAGCCUGGGAGCGCCCCCUGCCCCGCCCGGCGGCCAGCGAGACCCGGGCCUGACCCGGCUGCCCCCCGCGGCCCCGGGCCUGCUCUGGCCCCAGCGCGCCCGCAGCUCAGGCUCUGGCCCCAGCCCGGGCCGGUGCCUCCCGCCCCAGCCACCUCCAGUUCGGGGCCGCGCGGCCGUGGCCGAAACCAGGCAGCGGCUGGCAGCGCUACUGCGGGGCCGCCUGAGGCAGCGCUGA
Suncus etruscus (white-toothed pygmy shrew) is the source of this 2037-nucleotide messenger RNA. RefSeq names its product leucine, glutamate and lysine rich 1 (gene LEKR1). The record is from RefSeq and is a predicted model, not a curated record. NCBI's taxonomy places the organism in Eukaryota, Metazoa, Chordata, Mammalia, Eulipotyphla, Soricidae. The transcript is spliced from 12 exons. Bases 1 to 2037 code for a protein of 678 amino acids.